CUUCAACAUGGCCAGGACUCAAGGCUGACCUUGACUCGUCCACGCCCAAUCAGUUCCGUGGAUUUCGGUCGGAGAGACAUUCCGUGACGGUGCCAAGCACGGGACUCCAGGUUCUCCGAGGUCCGACGCGGAGAAUGCCUCAAGAUUGCCCUGGUUCCCCGGCCCGAGUUAGGUCAAGUUCGGGUCGGAAAUUGAGCGAAGCAUGCCGGCGCGCAUACAUCUUGGCAGUCACCAGCAGAUCAUCGGAAAUGUAGCUUGAGAGGACGAGCAGCACGGCGCACGUCUCCGGGACGGCCUGUUUGCGAGCGAUAAGCACUACAGUCUUUACAUUCUUUGCACUACUCAUGCUCUAACGACAACGCACGCAGGCUCUCUCGCUUUCGAUCUCUUCAAGAUGGACGCCCUGACACCGGCCCAGGUCACUCAGCAUUUCAUCGACCUUGGCCGCACGAAAGUCCGACAGUCGUUUCAUGUGACGUUCUUCAAGGCAUGGAUGGCCGGGUGGAUGGUGUGCUUUGGCGCUAUGCUGUACCAGGUGGUACAAGCUGGCUCACCUGGCUUCCGCGCCAGCAAUCCUGCACUCGUCACAUUGAUAGGAGCGUUCUUCUUCCCCGCUGGCCUCAUCAUGAUCGUCACGACGGGCCAAGAUCUGCUUACGGCUCAUCUGAUGUACAUGCCUAUGUCGCUCAUGCACGGCCGAAUCAGGUUGUGGCAAGGCCUUCUCACAUGGGUUAACGUCUUUUGCGGAAAUCUUGCGGGCGCGCUUUGCUGCGUCGCCUUCAUGGCCCACUUCUCAGGACUGUACACGGGACCACUGCUUGAGUACGCACAAAAGAUGUCGGUCUCCAAAACGUCACAGGGGUUUGGCCCCUGUCUGCUUCGCGGUAUAGGGUGCAACUUCCUCGUCUGCGUCGCCGUCUGGCUCGGGGCCAGCGCACGUGAGGUCAUGUCCAAAAUCAUGGGCAUACACUUCCCAGUGUUCCUUUUUGUGUUCCUCGGCUUCGAACAUGUUGUGGUAAACAUGUACUACGUCCCAUUGGGGAUGCUUAGUGGCGCAGAGGUCAGCAUGGGGAGAUACCUGGGUCAGAGUUUGGUACCCUCACUAAUCGGUAACAUUCUCGGUGGGAUUCUUCUUGGCGUGCCCAUGGUGUUAUUCCACGCUCCGCCAGAGCUUCGCCUCCCCUUGUUCAGGAAUGGAAAAGCCCUCUCAGAGCCAUAUGAAUCAUCCUCCGUCCCUGUCAGUGAGACAUCCACGCCGGCCGUCAGCCUCAAGCCAGCAGUCGAUGGCAGCUAGAAACACUAGAUUAUAGACUGUGUAUGCCGAUGUUACAUUUGUGUUGCCA
This is a messenger RNA of Cutaneotrichosporon oleaginosum, 1343 nucleotides long. RefSeq lists its product as uncharacterized. The record is from RefSeq and is a predicted model, not a curated record. Gene Ontology annotation, molecular function: high-affinity secondary active nitrite transmembrane transporter activity. Gene Ontology annotation, cellular component: plasma membrane. NCBI's taxonomy places the organism in Eukaryota, Fungi, Basidiomycota, Tremellomycetes, Trichosporonales, Trichosporonaceae. Gene Ontology annotation, biological process: transmembrane transport; nitrite transport.